UGUUUACACUGUCCUUCCCGUCAUGCCUUGCUGACCCAAGAAAAGUCUGCCGGAGCCAUGGCAGGAGGACGGGAGAGAGUCGCUCUUUUGUUGAAGCAACUGCACCGAGCCUCAUGUGCAUGCCCUGCUCAUUCCCAUGUUUAUUCACAAGGUAUUGGACAUGCUGCAUCAGGGAAAACAGAGUAUGCUUUUGAGAUGGCUGUUUCCAAUAUCCGAUAUGGAAAAGGAGUUACUAAAGAAGUGGGCAUGGAUCUGCAUAAUUUGGGUGCCAAAAAGGUUUGUGUGAUGACAGAUAAAAACCUUUCUCAGCUUCCUCCUGUGAAAGCAGUUCUGGAUUCUCUGACCACAAAUGGUAUAAACUUCCAAGUGUAUGACAAAGUCAGAGUGGAGCCAACAGACCAAAGCUUCCUGGAUGCCAUCAUGUUCGCUAAAAAGGAAGAGUUUGACUCCUAUGUUGCUGUUGGUGGAGGUUCGGUCAUAGAUACUUGUAAAACUGCCAAUCUGUAUGCAUCCAGCCCAGAAUCAGAAUUUUUGGAUUAUGUUAAUGCUCCCAUUGGAAAAGGCAAGCCUGUGAACGUCGCUCUCAAACCAUUGAUUGCAGUUCCUACAACUGCUGGAACUGGGAGUGAAACCACUGGAGUGGCUAUUUUUGAUUAUAAAGAACUAAAAGUAAAAACUGGCAUUGCUUCUAGAGCUAUUAAGCCCUUAUUGGGGGUAAUUGACCCCCUACAUACUCUUUCUAUGCCUGAGCGUGUGACAGCUAAUACUGGCUUUGAUGUGCUUUGCCAUGCCCUCGAAUCCUAUACUGCCCUUCCCUACCAUCAGCGUGGUCCCUGUCCUUCCAAUCCAAUGAACCGACCAGCUUAUCAAGGAAGUAAUCCUAUCAGUGAUGUCUGGGCCAUCCAAGCAUUACGGAUCGUUGCUAAAUAUUUCAAGAGAGCCAUCAGGAACCCUGAAGAUGAAGAAGCAAGGGCUAGCAUGCAUCUAGCAAGUGCUUUUGCUGGCAUUGGCUUUGGAAAUGCUGGCGUGCAUCUGUGUCAUGGCAUGUCUUAUCCUAUUUCCGGUUUGGUGAAGAAUUAUAAAGCAAAGGAUUAUCGUGUGGAGCAUUCUUUAGUGCCUCAUGGUCUUUCCGUUGUCCUCACGUCCCCAGCCGUGUUUACUUUCACAGCACCAAUGUGUCCUGAGCGUCAUUUGGAAGCUGCUCAAAUACUGGGAGCUAACAUCAGCAGUUCCAAAGUCAAAGAUGCUGGGCUUAUUUUGGCAGACACCCUCCGGGAAUUCUUGUUUGACUUGAAUGUUGAUGAUGGCCUGUCUGCUCUUGGUUAUUCUACAGCUGAUAUCCCUGCCUUAGUUAAAGGCACAUUGCCCCAGGAACGAGUGACUAAAUUAUCUCCACGUCCCCAAACUGAAGAAGAAUUAUCUGCCCUGUUUGAAGCUUCCAUGAAACUAUAUUAGCUUGACAAACACUGACACUUCCUCAGUAAUAUCGUAACUUUUAUUGAAAGUUUAUUCAAAACAUACGAAUGCCAGCCAUAUAGGACGGAGGCUGUUUCUUCUUCUUUCUUCAUCCCUGCCUGUGGAACAGCCUUCUCUGCCAAAAAGGGUUGGUGUCUCAUCAAACUUCAAUUCCCAUAAAUGAAUUCCUUUUUUUGUUUUGCUAUCUGUAUAUAGUGCUGUAAUUAAUUUUCCAAGUUGCCAAUUUAUUAUCUCUAUAUCAAAUGGGCCAAACACUUUAUCAAGAGUAAACCUUUCCAAGUUGAGAGAACUCUGUCUGCUAGAGGCAUUUCUAAUUCAGGACACCAUUUUUUUUUAAAAGGACACUUUGUUGUUUUUUUAUGACUACCUUGAACACUUGCCUCAAAUAGGCUGUACCCACCCAUACUAUGUUAGGACCUUUUUAUGGCAGCAUAUACGAUGUAGGUCUGUAAGUCAAUUUACUACUUGUAAAAGGGGUGGGCAAGAGGUGGAGAUUGUGGCAUCAAUUGUUUUCAGACUGGUGAAUAAACAAAGAUGCAAUGUUAUAGCAA
Messenger RNA from Anolis sagrei ordinatus, 2027 nucleotides. RefSeq names its product alcohol dehydrogenase iron containing 1 (gene ADHFE1). NCBI's taxonomy places the organism in Eukaryota, Metazoa, Chordata, Lepidosauria, Squamata, Anolidae. Gene Ontology annotation, molecular function: metal ion binding; alcohol dehydrogenase (NAD+) activity. The record is from RefSeq and is a predicted model, not a curated record. Gene Ontology annotation, cellular component: mitochondrion.